Messenger RNA from Syzygium oleosum, 3489 nucleotides. RefSeq names its product probable E3 ubiquitin-protein ligase RHG1A. The coding region runs from base 920 to 3061 and encodes 713 amino acids. Gene Ontology annotation, molecular function: ubiquitin protein ligase activity. The record is from RefSeq and is a predicted model, not a curated record. NCBI's taxonomy places the organism in Eukaryota, Viridiplantae, Streptophyta, Magnoliopsida, Myrtales, Myrtaceae. The transcript has 6 exons.
UUUAGUUAGUUUUGUCAAAUCGUGUUUCUUUUUUUUGGUUCUCGUCGCAGCCACAGGAACCCCGCAAGAACAAAGAAGUCGCGAGGGUGGCUCCGCAGAAAAUGAGCGAGGAAAAAGAAAGGAAAAAAGAGAGAAAAGCAGACAUGUGAUGGUAAUGGGAAGGUGCCUGUCGUGAAGAAGAUGGAACCGAGCAAAGCAAGGACAGGGUGUGGGUCUGCCUGACUACAGCUUCGGCGUGUAUUGGGAGACGGGUCUUUCUUUUCUUUAAUUAUCAUGUUCAUGGAGAGAGAGAGAGAGAGAGAGACAUAAACCAACCAAUGUAAUGUAAGAAGAACCAAAAACGCAAAGCAAGCCUAGAGAGAGAGAGAGAGAGAGAGAGAGAGACAGACAGACACAUACAUUUGGUAAAACAGCUCCGGGGGGAAACUUUUAAUUUUAGCUUUGGUUGGAUUCUCUGGCAUUCAAUAUCUAAAUCUUUAUGCAGUUCUUUGGUAGGAAACUGCUCCAAUAAUGACCCAUUACUUUUCCUUUCUCUGUCUCUCUCCCUACCUGGGUCCAUUUUUUCCCUAAAUUGGUGGUUACUGGCCUCCUUUUAAUUCCCUUCUUUGGUUUUGUCUGGAUUUUAUCUUCUCAUUCUCACCACCCCUCCCCUCCUUCUCCAUCCAAGGCCUUGCUUUGCCUCUUGGCAGCUGGUGUUUUCUGUUUCCAUUUCUUUUGAUUGCUGUCAAAUUCUCCUGAGAAAGUGCAGGAGUUUGUUGGGAAGCUUAGAUUAAACGCCCUUUUUCCUUUUUUUUUAUUCUUUUUUUUUUCUGGAGGCGUUGAUUUUAGAUCGGUCAGCUUGCUCUGAAGCAUCUCAAAGACAUUCUCGGAGCUGACUGUGAGAAGUGGAAGUUGAUUAGACAUAUAUAUCUCAGCCCUAAUGCAAGGGCAGAGAAGUGCCAUAAGUUCCUUGCCGGAAGCUCUUGAUAUUGAUCAUCCAUCUUCUUCUUCUUCUUCUUCAAGCAAUGGCAUGAAUAGUCAUCAGCUUUGCUGGAAUACUAUACAAAGUUCAUCAGAGAGCCAAAUUUCAAGGAGUAUGGUAUCCCCGAGUGAUCAAAUGGCAUUUUUGAACUCAGUUAGUCAUGAGCGGCAGAACCUGCUGGGCAGCAGCAUACCUGAGCGUGGUUCUAGCAGUUCAUAUCAUGAGGUUGGUGGUAGUGAGUGGAAAGCGGAACAUGGAUGGUUGUCUUCAGCAGGAUUUUCUGGUGGUUCUGGUCCGCUUAUCGAAGAUCAGCAAAGAAGUGCCAACAAUAGAAGAUUCUUAUUAGAUGAUGUCAGCGUCAAUCCGCUGAUGAUUCAAAGUUCUCGUUCUAGUUGGAUUGGGCAGAACCUAAACCUGAAUGCAGGUCAUGGCGGUGAUAGUUCUUUUUCUGAGUCUCCAAGUUUAUACUCGUUGUCUGGACUCAAUGAUCAGCAAUUUCCUCCCGCUGGUUGCUCUGAUCCUUUCAUGAUACCUCCAGGGAACGGUAAAUGUAUUGUGGGAGAAAAUGACGGUGGACAAGGUGGCUCAUUGGAUGUCAGGCACAUACCUUGUAAAAGAAAGUCUCUUGAAGGACAUAUUGGUCAAUCUUCUAUGGGUGAAAGCUCUCAUUUUCUUGAAGUGGAAGAAACUAGUGCGCAGCAUGCCACUUCUGCUCACAGUAACAUGAGCCCUAACUCAACUAUGUCUCGUAUGUCAGAACAAGCAGAUCCACAACUAAGGUCAAGUGUGAGUCAUGUGACGGGAAUAGUUUCUCAUGGUCCUCCUUACACAAGUGUUUCAGAAAGUGCGGGAACCUCACAGAGAAGUUCCCGCCUGAGGAUCAAUUCUUCUAUGCACAACUAUCCAAACUCUUCCAUCAUACACCCUCUGGGAGGCGCUCUUAGCAACUCCAAUGACUCGUCUACCUCCCAGUCAUCAAGAUUUAUUUCAGUUGACCAUUCCUUGGACUUGCCUUUGGCACCUGCAUCUAGCAAUGUCAACGUCCAAGACCAGCCUGAUCUGCUUGAUCUGCCUUCUUUGCCAUACCCUGAACAAUCAAUUAGGUGGAGUAGAGGUUCUAUCACUAGACCUGGCACUUCUUCUAGUUCAGCUUUCUCUAGAAACAGAGAUGAUGAGCUGCAAGAAGCCAGCUUGGGCAGGUAUUCGAGAAAUAUUGGGAGACACCCUAUGUAUAUACCUGCUAGUGAAUUGAGAACUUUGGUUCAAGGACCAGUAUCUAGAGAUAUACCUGGCGGAAGUAGUGCAAUUCCAAGAAGUACGACCUAUAGUACUCAGGCUGGAUCAAGUACAUCUGUCCCUCAAUCAUCUCAACCUAACUCAGUGCCCCAUCGCAGUCGUCAUUCCCAGUACCCCCGAAGAUUGUCUGAAUACGUCCGCAGAUCGUUGUUAGCUUCCAUUGGGAGCGAGACGGAUCAUAGCGGUCAUUCUUCAGAUGUUUCAGGCCAUCCUGCUUUCUCACAAGAUGUCCUUUCAUCUGGGUCUCGUAACCAGGGUCAUCGUCGGUCAUUCCCCAGGUCAGCACCUUGGAUGGAAAGACAUGGUGACGCACUAGGAAUUCCGUAUUCCGUGCGAACUUUGGCUGCUGCAAGUGAAGGUCGUAGAAGGCUUGUGUCAGAGAUUCGGAGUGUAUUGGAUCAUAUGCGCCAGGGAGAGGGCUUACGUCUUGAGGAUGUUAUGAUUCUCGAUCAGUCAGUAUUCCUUGGGGUAGCUGAUAUUCAUGAUCGGCAUGGGGACAUGCGGCUUGAUGUCGAUAACAUGUCUUAUGAGGAAUUAUUGGCAUUGGAAGAGCGCAUCGGAAACGUCAGCACUGGACUGAACGAGGAAACCAUAUUAAGUCGCAUGAAGCAGCGCAAGUACACAAUUGUAGUUUGCAUGGAUGCGGAGGCCGAACCCUGUUGUAUCUGUCAGGAGUUGUACAACGAGGGAGAGGGUGUUGGGACUCUGGAAUGCGGGCAUGAUUUCCACACCGACUGCAUAAAGCAAUGGCUGAUGCACAAGAACUUGUGCCCCAUCUGUAAAACGACAGGCCUGACCACGUGAGACGCGGCUGUCAUUUUUCUGCUGAUGUCUUGAUGUCUGGCCAGAUGAGUGAAAGGUACUCACAGCAUCUAAGCAGUUCGCAGAAUCAUAUACCAAGUCAGUGCAUGCCUGCAUGGGCGUGAAGGAGCUGAAGAAGCGUAUAAAAGGUGCAUAUCCUUCGAAGCUAGCUAUCUAAUGCUUAGCACUAAGAUGGUGGCGUCUUUAAGGGGACCAGUGAAUCGUAUUAAGUCGUCGAAAAAUAAACUGCUGCGCGGCAUUUCGAAUGGAGGGCCUUGUUCAGCUGCGGCUAUAAAGGGUGUCGAGUCCAUCUGUACUGGAAAAAUGUAUAACUCCGUUUGCAUCGAAACGAAAUCAUGCAGACUCUUUCUCAUGCAUGUCCUAUUUUUUCUUCUUAAAAUUUAUGCAAAACAAGAUUCAUGUUUCUUCCA